UACUCUGCCCAAAAAUAUAACCCUACACCUUCUUCAAAACUCUUUAACUUUGCCUCAAGCUCACUUUGUAUUUCAGCAGUAUACGCAUUUUGUUCAAUGCCAGGUGUGCGUGUGUAACAACACGGUCAUAUUAUAUGCAGAAUCGGCGUUUAUUUUGUGCUGCCUGGUCAAAAAAAUCUGUAAAUGUUUUUGUCAAUAUUCUUAUUCAAGUUUUACUUUUUUAUCAGUUACUGAGGGCAAAUGGUGCUUCUUCGGAUGGAUUUGGUAAAAUCAAGUAUCGCAUAAGCAACACGGCAUGGCUUGAUGAUAAAGAUAGCUCAUCGGUAAAGCGACUGUCGCAAAGAUUGGCAGAUGUAACUGGUUUAACUGGCAGCUCAGAACUAUUGCAGGUUGCAAAUUACGGGAUGGCAGGUCAUUACAUUGCACAUUUCGACGCCAUGACUAGAGAAGAGGAAGACUAUGUAAAGUCUUUGUCCAAUCGACAGACCGUACUUUCAAACAUAACUGAAGAUGAUUUAUUAGAUGAUAAAAGUAUUAUAGGGUCAGCGGACAAUAAAACAGUGGGGACCACCCAACAGCCCGAUGACCGAAACGAAAAUUAUGAAUAUGGGAAUACUGGUCAACGUAUCGCAACUGCAUUGGUAUAUCUAAGCGAGGUUCAAAAGGGUGGAAGCACAGCUUUCUUUUAUCCAAAUAUUGUAGCUGAGCCCAUUAAAGGAAGCGCGGUAUUUUGGUACAACUUGUAUCCUUCUGGUGCACUUGACAAACGCACUUUACAUGCUGCCUGCCCAGUUCUGAUUGGAAACAAAUGGGCUUGUAACAAGUGGUUUAGAGAAUUGGGACACGAAUUUGUACGAAAGUGUGGUCUUUUUCAAAAUGCAGAAAACAGAAUGUUUUGAACAAAUUCUAAUAAUAAAUGAUUUGUGGUGUGCCUAGUUUUCGCUGCUUAUUUUGCACAUGGGUAAUCCUGGAAAAAUAAGACAGUGUAAAGAAUAAAAUCGUGAUGGAUCUAAAUCA
Messenger RNA from Ciona intestinalis (vase tunicate), 1017 nucleotides. The record is from RefSeq and is a predicted model, not a curated record. Lineage: Eukaryota; Metazoa; Chordata; Ascidiacea; Phlebobranchia; Cionidae.